Camelina sativa (false flax) is the source of this 2009-nucleotide messenger RNA. The record is from RefSeq and is a predicted model, not a curated record. Lineage: Eukaryota; Viridiplantae; Streptophyta; Magnoliopsida; Brassicales; Brassicaceae.
AUGUCCAAAAUGCCUGUCUCCGUCUCAAAGAGACGACCGAGAACAUCCAAAAAAACCGAAACCGAGAAACCCGAGAUAACACCUAAAGAUUCUCGUACUUGCUCCAGAUCAAUUCUCUAUCGUGUACCUCUCACGAUUCUCUUUCUCUUCUUCAUUUAUCUUUGGUCCACUUCCACGACCGUUAUCUCCGGUAAUGUAGUUCACAUUUGCAUCUCUUCGCGGAAGCUCAAUGAUCUUUAUUGUCUCACUGCCGGUUCUCAGCCGGCUUUACGUGUGCCAGCCAACAAUUUCACUAAACCGGUUAGUGAAGGUGUGGUAAGAAGUCAAGAAGAGAAGAACGUUCUUGUUCUUGGUAAAGAUGAAGACAAGGGUUUCGCAAACAAUGAAACGUUCUCGGGAGAAAGAGACAAAUCUACCAUCGGAACAAGCCUCAACGUCAUAAAGAAUGAAACUUUCACCGGGGAAAGAAUUUCCAUUCUUGAUCAAGAUUCUAAACCUAUCCAUGAGGAGAAUAUUGAUUCCGUUCUUGAUCAAGAUUCUGAAUCCAAAGUUAACGAGAUUGAUCACGAUGUGUUGAUUGACUGGGAUCCAGAAACCGGCGAAGAACGAUACAGAUAUUUCAAAUCUAAGGACGAAGACGAGGAAACCGCUCUGAAAGCCGUUGAAAAGUAUCUUCAAGUACAAAGAUCUUGGCUAUCGAUGGGAAGCAACCGCAAAAAGCCUAGAUCUUGCGAAGGACAAGGGGUCUACGUUUACGAUUUACCGUCCAAGUUCAACAAAGAUUUGUUGGGGGAAUGCUCCGAUAUGGUUCCAUGGGCUAAUUUUUGCAGCUACUUCAAGAACGAUGCAUUUGGUGAAUUGAUUGAGACUCUCGGUAAAGGCUGGUUCAAAACGCAUCAGUAUUCUCUUGAGCCGAUCUUUCACUCUAGAGUUUUGAAGCAUCCAUGUAGGGUUUAUGAUGAGAGCAAAGCGAAGCUCUUCUAUGUGCCUUUUUAUGGUGGUAUCGAUGUUUUGAGAUGGCAUUUCAAGAACGUUUCUGAGGAUGUGAAGGAUGUUUUGGCGAUCGAGGUUGUUAAAUGGCUCGGAUCAAAGCAAUCAUGGAGAAAAAACGCUGGAAAAGAUCAUGUUUUUGUUCUCGGAAAGAUCUCUUGGGAUUUUAGGAGGAAUGAUAAGUUUUCUUGGGGGUCAAGUUUACUUGAGAUGCAAGAAAUGAAAAACCCUACAAAGCUUCUCAUCGAACGUAAUCCAUGGGAAGCUAACGACGUGGCGAUACCUCAUCCGACAUACUUCCACCCUAAAACCGACGAUGAUAUCGCCAACUGGCAAAAUAAGAUCAUCGGAAAGCCUCGUCGGAGCCUAAUCAGCUUCGCCGGUGGAGCAAGACCAGGCAAGCCUGAUAGCAUCCGGUCAAUAUUGAUUGACCAAUGCAAAUCAUCUCCAAACCAAUGCCGGUUUUUGAACUGUACCGCCGGAGGCUGCGACAAACCGGAAACGGUUAUCGAGCUUUUCCGGGAUUCGGAGUUCUGCCUCCAACCGCCCGGAGACAGCCCGACAAGGAAAUCGAUUUUCGAUUCCCUCAUAUUAGGUUGUAUUCCGGUGAUCUUUGAUCCGUACAGCGCGUAUUAUCAGUACACGUGGCAUUUACCGGAAGAUCACCGGAGAUAUUCAGUGUAUAUAAACAAAGAAGACGUGAAGGUAAAGAAAGUGAGUGUGAUCGAGAAGUUGAUGUCAAAGACACUAAGGGAAAGAGAGGAUAUGAGGAGUUACAUUGUUCAUGAGCUUUUGCCUGGUUUGGUCUAUGGAGAUAGUAAUGCCAAGUUUGAGAGGUUUCGAGAUGCUUUUGAUAUUACUAUGGAUAGUUUACUCCGUAAGAUUACAAAAACUGUAUAAUUUUUUGUUUUCUUUGAAUCUCAUUGUCAAUUUUUUUUAAUCAAAUGUAGUUCGAUUAUUUGAAUAUUUUAGGUUUCAAAAAUUGAUGUGACCUCAAAAGAUGAUUCCCAAAAUGUUUA